Messenger RNA from Lepus europaeus (European hare), 2269 nucleotides. RefSeq names its product splA/ryanodine receptor domain and SOCS box containing 4 (gene SPSB4). Lineage: Eukaryota; Metazoa; Chordata; Mammalia; Lagomorpha; Leporidae. The coding region runs from base 371 to 1192 and encodes 273 amino acids. Gene Ontology annotation, cellular component: SCF ubiquitin ligase complex. The transcript is spliced from 3 exons. Gene Ontology annotation, biological process: proteasome-mediated ubiquitin-dependent protein catabolic process; intracellular signal transduction. The record is from RefSeq and is a predicted model, not a curated record. Gene Ontology annotation, molecular function: protein binding.
GCUCCCAACUCCGGGCCACCCUGCCGGGCGGAGGGGGCACUGCUGCCGGCCACCAGCCGCGAGGACGCGCCACUGGUCCCGGAGAGGCAGCCAGCAUCUGCUGGGUCGUUCGGGCACCUCUGAGUGGGCGGCGGCGGCUGCGGACGCCCUUCGCAGCGGUCCAGGACCUGCUAGCGCUGAGGAUUCCUCCAGGGCAGGCGCUCGCUUUCUCUUUUAUGGAGCUUGGGCCCCUGUCCCAGCCCGGUGGAGGCUGUGGCGGUCGAAGUUCUCGAAGCCUGCUUCCCCGCCCCGGGGCCCGUCCCUGGCUACCGGGAGUGGAGGCUCCUACGAGGUAGCAGCGGCCUGCACAGGCCCCCUUCCGCCGUGAACCAUGGGCCAGAAGCUCUCCGGGAGCCUCAAGUCGGUGGAGGUGCGCGAGGCGGCGCUGCGGCCAGCCAAGCGCGAGCCGCGUGGAGUGGAGCCCGGCCGGCCGGCGCGGCUGGACCAGCUGCUGGACAUGCCGGCUGCCGGGCCGGCGGUGCAGCUGCGGCACGCGUGGAACCCCGAGGACCGCUCGCUCAACGUGUUCGUCAAGGACGACGACCGGCUCACGUUCCACCGGCACCCGGUGGCGCAGAGCACCGACGGCAUCCGCGGCAAGGUGGGCCACGCGCGCGGGCUGCACGCCUGGCAGAUCACGUGGCCUGCGCGGCAGCGCGGCACGCACGCCGUGGUGGGCGUGGCCACUGCGCGCGCACCGCUGCACUCGGUGGGCUACACGGCGCUGGUGGGCAGCGACGCCGAGUCGUGGGGCUGGGACCUGGGCCGCAGCCGCCUCUACCACGACGGCAAGAACCGGCCCGGCGUCGCCUACCCGGCUUUUCUGGGGCCGGACGAGGCCUUCGCGUUGCCAGACUCGCUGCUCGUCGUGCUGGACAUGGAUGAGGGCACGCUCAGCUUCAUCGUGGACGGCCAGUACCUGGGCGUGGCCUUCCGUGGCCUCAAGGGCAAGAAGCUGUACCCUGUGGUGAGCGCCGUGUGGGGCCACUGCGAAGUCACCAUGCGCUACAUCAACGGCCUGGACCCCGAGCCCCUGCCGCUGAUGGACCUGUGCCGGAGAUCUAUCCGCUCUGCCCUGGGCCGCCCGCGCCUGCGGGACAUCAGCUCCCUGCCCCUGCCUCAGUCUCUCAAAAACUACCUGCAGUACCAGUGAGCCACGGCCCGACCCUCAGGGCCACACGGUGCAUUCCGGAAGGGCUGUCCCAGGACUUCAGCGCUCUGAGAGGCCGCGGCCUGCUACCCACUUCGGGAAGGAGGAGGAGCCUGCCGGCUCAGUGCCGACGCCCGGAAGGCGGACUCCUGCGUGGAAGCCACGGAGCAGCUGAGGCCGGAGCCUGCUCCCUGUGGAAGUCCUGCACCCCGGCAGGGACACGGCGGCCGCCCAUAUUGACCACAGACCCUGUUUCCUCACUCGAGAGAAAGAACAAAACGCUGGGGCAGGAGACUUUGUCCUGGGCGCUCGGUCGCAGGCAGGGCCAGGGGAAGAUGGCCUCAGGGGCCCCGCCCUCGCCAGGGCAGCCGCCGACUGGCGAGGGGACAAAGCCCCGCUCAGGCCUUGCGGAUUCCCUCUCUGGACUCUGGACAUGGUUUACUCACCCCUUCCCUGCGCCCUGCCCCAGCCCCCGGCCUUGGCCCCCUGGCCACCGGCGCCAGGGCCCGCGGCUCGGUGAGGGGAUUCUCAGCAGUGUGUGCAUUGUCAGGGAGGAGUGUGAGGAGCACAGAAGUCCAAAGGUGCUAAGGGGCGAGGGGGCUGGGGCACCGUGACAGCCGAGCCCCCGUGUCCUCACCCUGGGGAGCCCUCCGGGGCCCGUUCAGGGUGCAGCCUGGCUGUCACAAAGCUUUCUUUGAGCGAAUUAUUUUUUCACUUUAGGAGACUUGUACGAGUUUGUUCCUUGUUUCAAAUGUGUGUGUGAUGUGCUGUUUAUUUAUCAGCCUGGGAGCCAUGGGGGAGGCCUUGUCGCUGGAAGGGGGGCUGUGGGGACACAUCCUCCACCCGCCGGGAGCCGCCCGGGAGCCUGGUCCUCUCCUGGGAAUGCUGCUGCUGCCGCCGCCGCUACUGCUGCCACCGCCACCAUUUGGCGCCUCCUGUAUGCCCCGGGCGCACUCUGCCCACACUCGCGUCUGGCCGGACGUGGCCACAGCAGUGAGAUCCCAGAGCCCCAGGCAGCGCUGCCUGCCCCCACCUCAAUGUGAAUCUGACCGCGAAUGAGGAGCGUUUCUAAUAAAGUCU